AUGGGAAUUCUUUGCAUGCAAAGUGGUGCAGUGACAGCAGAUGCUUUUCAAUCUGCUUCUGGUUCAAACACUAAUGUUUUAAUUCCUAAUACUUCUACUGGUAUUCAGUCAUUCAAUUUCAUACUUGAGUGGGAGUUUAAUGUGUCGUUUAAAGGCAGUCAUGCUCAAGAAGAUCCUCUUCCAAUGACUGCUCCACAUUUGCUUAUGCUUCCUACUGCGAAUGUACUUUCACAGACAUCUGCUGAAAUUGUGAAGCCUAUAGUUCAACCAGUUGUACAACCUCAAAUGCCUCCUGAUGUUUCUAGUUUAUAUGUUGAAUCUUUUACAUAUAUUUCUCCAGAUAGAGCUCAUCACACGGUUCCAUUAGGCAAUUGUAUGGCAAAAUCUUAUAGUGCUGGUUCAUUUGUAAGUGUCACGUUUUCUGCAUUUUAUACACUUGCUGUCGUUUUUUCACCAGAAGGGGUUAUUGUAUUUAAUUACACAGGUACUGCUGAUCAUGUCUUUAAUACUGAAAGAACUAAUGUUUCUUCUAAUUGGUAUUUGAUUCAUACGAAUGAUCCAUGUGCAAUAUUCGAUAUUCCUGCUUUACAAACUUAUCCGGAUGGAAGAAUAAACAAAAAUUUCAGUCUUACAUAUGAUUAUAGUAAAUUUGGCAGUACUACUGAUUCUCAAGUUAGAAUGUCUGUUGUUAAUCUCAAACUCUCUAACGUGUAUGUUAAAAACUGUACUGUACAAAAAGGAGAUAAACUUGACACUACUCCACCUUCAAAUCCUCCACCUAUUCCAGAUACUAUUAUUACUGUUACACCGUGA
Molecule: messenger RNA, 813 nt
Organism: Entamoeba invadens IP1
Lineage: Eukaryota; Evosea; Mastigamoebida; Endamoebidae
Exons: 1
Coding region: 1-813 (270 amino acids)
Source: RefSeq, a predicted model, not a curated record